Hyaloscypha bicolor E is the source of this 2138-nucleotide messenger RNA. RefSeq lists its product as uncharacterized. The record is from RefSeq and is a predicted model, not a curated record. The transcript has 4 exons. Bases 187 to 1872 code for a protein of 561 amino acids. Lineage: Eukaryota; Fungi; Ascomycota; Leotiomycetes; Helotiales; Hyaloscyphaceae.
AGUGCUUUCGCUGCAAUUUCUCUUGACCCUCCUUCCGGACCCAGCUCACCAAUUCAGUCGAGUUACUCUACUGGCCCUUUCAGCCUGCGUGAAGAAUCGAGUGACAAUGCCACCGACUUAGAUAGUUGGGCUGCAGAGUCAGAUAACUCAGGAUCCGAUGACGAGGAAAUCAAUGAUGUAAUUCAGAUGCUGGACAUCCGGUUGGUUUCGGUUCUAGGAGGAGACCUGGAUCUUGCUGCCCGUCUGAUUCCUAAAAUUCACGAUCUCCUGGAUUCUGAUCUUGAUGCCGGGAUUCCCAAUUUCUCAGAGCCCAUCGAUCAAGACUACACAAGUCAUCAGGGAGGUGGGGGCUCCAAGGGUAAGCAAAGAGCUUCGGGAGGCUCUCCAUCCGCGCCUUCUAAUCAAAAUGCAUCUUCCGGCUCCUCGCCACAAAAGCAUGGGCGUGCCUCUGAGGAUUCGAAUGAACGCAGGGAUGGCAGCAAUUCCAACAAAAGACCCAGACGAGAACCUGAUAGGAAUUCAGAUUUAAACGGAAAUGGCAGUGCCGAUGAGAAUGGGGCCGAUGACCAGAAGGAGGGUGCUAGUGAUAUAAACGAGAGCUGUCCCUCUGCCGACCUUGACAGGGACCCUGGUGAUCCAGGAGACGACCCAGUUCAUGCUGACGUUCCAAGCGAACCCCCUGACUUUGCAUGCCAUUUUCACAAGCGAGAUCACAUUAAUUACGGACCCUGGAACAAGAAAUAUGCAAUGUGCUCUAGUUGUCGUAUGGAAAAGUUACGUCGCAUCAAACGCCACUUCGAAACCGUUCAUAGGCCACCACAAUGCAAUCGUUGCUACCGUUUAUUCCCAAACCACAACGAGCUUCAAGAUCACUACCAAGAACCUGUCGCAUGUCUUAAAGGGUCACUUCAUCUCAAGGAGGGAAUCAAUGAUGGUCAGUGGCAUGAGAUAAAACUUGUGCUCUCUGCUCAAGGUCGGAGGCGCAUCAAUGAUACUUCAAGAUGGUACGCUAUUUGGCAAAUCCUAUUCCCAGGUGUAAAGCCACCUUCGAACCCAUGGAGAGAGCCACCGCCGGUGUAUGUAGCGUGUCAAGCAACCAAUGUUGAAGAAUAUCUCUCGAAGCUCAAGAGUCGAAUUAAUGAUGAUAUCAGCAAGGGGCUCUUGCCAUCAGAACAACGAAUUCACGAACGCUAUGUGCACCAUUUCCGACAACUCUGGGAAGAAGAGAUUACUUCUCGCGGAUCGAUCCAGCUUCAACGCUCUGGCACGAACCAAGAAGAAGGAGCUGAUCCUCCGAACGUUGGUCAGCCUCAAUCCUCAAAUUCCGACCAUAUAUUCUCGAUUGGUGAAGAUGAUCAACAGCAACCUCUUCAAUCCGCAAAGUCCGGAGAGUCUAGAUUCCGAAGCAAUCCUUUCGUUGAAGACUUUUCUGGAGAUUUUCAACGCAUGGAUUCAAAUAAAUCAUCGGGGGCCGCCUCGGAGCCCAGUAUGAAUGCACUGAUCGCCGACUACUUAAAUCCUACAUCAGAACCCCUCACUUCACCAAUGCCAGAAUCAGCUUUUGAUCAUCGCGGUUGGCCGCCAUUAAGCCUUAACGUUGAUUUUGCUGAAGGUUCACUUGACGAAUUUUGGGGAUAUGAGGCCGCAAAUUCCCUGGGACGUCCGGCCUCACCUGGGCCCGAAGUGGACCAGAUUGCGACCUUGGAAAUCCUUUCUCCAUCUGAACAGCUUACCUUCGAUCACAAUAUGGGUGGUGAACUAUUGUUAAAUGGUUUACAGACAGAGAACGAGAGGCCAGAAGCAAUGGCAUCAUGGAGGGACAAGGAUUCUGGAAACGAGUUUCUCAGGACAAGUCCAGAAGCACCAUCAUAAUUGUAAUCUUAGUUGCCAACUCCUGAGAGCAAUUAGAAUGAGACCUGCAGGGAAGGCAGUGUAUUACCUGGAUCGACUGGUUGGGGGUCGCUUCCUUUCCCGGCCGAACCCAUUUCAUCAUUUCCUUGAUCGAAAAUACUAGGUGGGACUGAAUAAAUCAUGUUUGAGUCAAAAAUAGGACAAAGCUCCUGAUAGGCAAAUUAUUCCGGUUAUGAAAUUGGAUUGUAUUCGGGUAUUGGAGUUUUUUCAUGAAGGAGAGAGCACGG